Miscanthus lutarioriparius is the source of this 261-nucleotide messenger RNA. The record is from the annotation of a GenBank genome assembly. Lineage: Eukaryota; Viridiplantae; Streptophyta; Magnoliopsida; Poales; Poaceae.
AUGGAGGUGGAUGGUUUUGGGACGCAACAACAGGAGGAGACCCCACCAACAAUGUUGCAUACCCCAACAGCAUUCAACCCCAAGAUGGCGCACGUCGCCCCACAUGACUGUUCGUUGCAGUUGUCAGAUUUGGAGAACUGCUCUGCUCCUAACAGGGCACGACUGCCUUGGCUUGCUGGAACGGCCGAGGCAUGGAGAGCCAUCAGCAGCGGAACAACGACAAUAGCGAGAGUCUUCUUGGAACACGCCAUGAAGCUCUAG